GAAUCUUGAUUAACCAUCGUAAAAAGUCAGGUGGAAAGAUCAUACCUUGAUUCAUUCAGUACCGUAGUUUGCCUACUGUUCUAAUUCGUAGUGGUUGACAGUUCAACUAUUUCAUUAGUAUUACUGGAAUAAUUAGGACGAUGCCGAAAGAAACAGGUUCUUCUUCUGGAGGCGUAUUGGGUCUAUCAGAAAUAACGGAAAACCAUUCAAUAUGGAAAAUGCUCAUAGCAGAGUGUUUAGGCACCCUCAUUCUAGUAUUUAUAUGUUGUGGUUCCUGUAUCGGUAUAAAUCAGUCGCCAGAUUACGUGCCUUAUGUUCAAAUCGCAUUAACUUUUGGUUUUACUGUGGCAUCAAUAGCACAGGCUAUUGGACAUAUUAGUGGUUGCCAUAUUAAUCCUGCAGUCACUGUUAGUUUUCUCUGUACUGGGAAUAUAAAAUUGGUCAAAGCCGUUCUCUACAUUGUGGUUCAAUGCGUUGGAGCAAUAGGAGGUGCUGCACUAUUGAGGUUAGUGACUCCAAACGAGAAAGUGGGAAGCUUGGGAUUGACUAUAGUGAGUCCUCAGCUUACCGCUGGCCAAGGACUGCUGGUCGAAGCGAUAUUAACUUUCCUUCUUGUCUUUGUGGUUCACGGUGUGUGUGAUUCUAACCGUAAAGAUAUUGCUGGAUCCAUUCCAGUUGCCAUAGGAUUGGCUGUUUCAGCAGCUCACUUGUGUGGGAUUCAAUACACUGGAUCGAGCAUCAACCCUGCCAGAACAUUUGGGCCUGCAGUUAUAAUGAAUUCUUGGGAAUAUCAUUGGGUUUAUUGGGUAGGACCAUUAUUGGGGGGAGUUGUUGCUGGAAUUUUGUACAGGACUCUUUUUCGUGUCAGAAAAGGCGAAUCCGACGGAUACGACUUCUGAAAUGUAUGUUGUCCAAAAUUUAGAAUAGAUCAAAAUGAAAAAUAUUAACUCGUCAAAUAAUUUUACAUCAUCCACUGCGCCAUGUAAUCGAAUAAUUGGUGACGGUUUGUUUUUAGAUUCCACAGUAUUACUUUGUGAUUAAUCAUCAAUAAUAUAAAUUUUAUCAAA
Messenger RNA from Leptinotarsa decemlineata (Colorado potato beetle), 1067 nucleotides. Its product is annotated as aquaporin AQPAe.a. Gene Ontology annotation, molecular function: channel activity. Gene Ontology annotation, cellular component: plasma membrane. The record is from RefSeq and is a predicted model, not a curated record. Lineage: Eukaryota; Metazoa; Arthropoda; Insecta; Coleoptera; Chrysomelidae. Gene Ontology annotation, biological process: transmembrane transport.